Colletotrichum costaricense is the source of this 273-nucleotide messenger RNA. RefSeq lists its product as uncharacterized. The transcript has a single exon. Lineage: Eukaryota; Fungi; Ascomycota; Sordariomycetes; Glomerellales; Glomerellaceae. The record is from RefSeq and is a predicted model, not a curated record. Bases 1 to 273 code for a protein of 90 amino acids.
AUGUCAAUAUCAACUUCAUCUUCUGAAUCUCAUCAACUUGCUACAUCCCAAGAUUCGACUUGGCGUCUAGAAGCCUCAUUUUUCAGCCUGUGCGCAAGAUCGUGUCAAAUUCCACACGUCAGAAAAUUUUCGCAAAACCCAUCGCCUCGAAACAGCGCAGCUGGGAAAAAGAAAAACUUGGACUCGCACGGCCGAGGGAGGACCAAGUUACGAAAAAAGGACACAAGGCAAAAAAGUAACGAACUCUCGACACACAGUUGUGGUUCACAAUGA